This is a messenger RNA of Pochonia chlamydosporia 170, 384 nucleotides long. RefSeq lists its product as hypothetical. The transcript has a single exon. The record is from RefSeq and is a predicted model, not a curated record. Bases 1 to 384 code for a protein of 127 amino acids. Lineage: Eukaryota; Fungi; Ascomycota; Sordariomycetes; Hypocreales; Clavicipitaceae.
AUGGCCAGCGCAAACCGACAUCAAACAGACAGACAAUCUGGUGUCGUGGCCUCGACACCGCCAUUAGAGAUUUAUGGCUUCAUGUUGUCGCUGUCACGAGCAGUAUUAGCUUCGAUUAUCGCGGAUAUUGCGCAGUAUUCAUUACAACAUCCAAAUGCGCACAUGCUUGACCAAAUGCUGGCUGGGCUGGACAAGUCUCUGAAAGUUGGGCUGACAUGUGAAUUCUGGGGCAAUGUCGCUCACAAACUCCAGGUACCUGGAACCUCCACGCCUUGGCCAUACGCCGGCCAGGUAUCUCCACACAAGCAGCCAAUGGAACCCUCGAUCAAGUCAGCGAGUGACCAGAAUGACAGAUUGCCCAUUGGCCGUCACAACCUGCGCUGA